Acanthosepion pharaonis is the source of this 531-nucleotide messenger RNA. The record is from the annotation of a GenBank genome assembly. NCBI's taxonomy places the organism in Eukaryota, Metazoa, Mollusca, Cephalopoda, Sepiida, Sepiidae.
AUGGAUGUUAGUCACCAAAUUUCCCUUAAGAAUUUUGUUGAAGAAGUAAUAUUCACUAGUUUUUCGGGUCAUUUCUUUCUUUCCUUUUUAGGGGUCAUUUCUUUCUUUUUUUGGGGUCAUUUCUUUCUUUCCUUUUUUGGGUCAUUUCUUUCUGUUUUUUUGGGUCAUUUCUUUCUGUUUUUUUGGGUCAUUUCUUUCUUUCUUUUUUUCUGGGUCAUUUCUUUCUUUUUUGGGGGGGUCAUUUCUUUCUUUCUUUUUUUUGGUCAUUUCGUUCUUUUUUGGGGGGGUCAUUUCUUUCUUCCUUUUUUUGGGGGUCAUUCCUUUCUUUCUUUUUUUGGGGAGUCAUUUCUUUCUUUUUUCUGGGUCAAUUCUUUCUUUUUUGGGGUCAUUUCUUUCUUUUUUGGGUCAUUUCUUUCUUUCUUUUUGUCUGAGUCAUUUCUUUCUUGUUUUUGGGUCAUUUCUGUCUUUCUUUUUUGGGGGUCAUUUCUUUCUUCCUUUUUUGGGGGGCUAUUUUUUUUCUUUCUUUUUUGA